AUGGGCGACUCGAUCAUCAAGUUUGAUUUGGAUGUUUUUCCUGAAGUUGCAUGUGUGCCAGCAUGCCCCGACGAACUCCGUCCUUAUGUUGGUAAGAAAUUCCAUUCAUUAGAUGAGGGUAUUGCCUUUUAUGAAGGUUAUGGGCGUGAAACUGGUUUCGAUGUGCGUAAAUGUGGAAUCAAAUCUACUAGAGAUGUUGUUAAAUGGCAAUAUCUUGUUUGUAACAUAGAGGGAUUGAAGGUGAGGAUUGAAAUGGAUGAGAUGCAUGCACAAGAGGGUUUUAUAACCAAACGUAGACGCACAUCCAAAAGGUGUGAAUGUAGGGCGCGAAUAUCACUCAAGUAUGUAUCUGAGGUUGGAUUUGUGGGUUAUGUUGUUCAAGAAUUUGUGGAAGUUCAUACUCAUAGUAUGAUUGAACUUCCGUUUAGACGUUACAUGCAUAUUAAUCGUAGGUUGGGUGAAGUACACAUGCGAUUCAUAUGUGACUGCACGAAAGCCAAUAUUGGACCCACCAUGACAUUCAAAUUCUUGAAUGAGUUCUUGGGCGGCUAUGACACUGUGGGAAUCACCGUGGCAGAACUUAGGAAUUAUGUCCAAGGUCUGAAAACUUAUGUCGAAGGUUCUGAUGCACAAAUGUUGUUAGAUGAAAUGGCGAGGAAAAAGAAGGCAUGUCCUGAUUUCACAUAUCACUAUCAGCUUGGGAGUUCAAAAGAGUUAAAAGCGCUUUUCUGGUGCGAUGCAAUAUCUAAGCGGAAUUAUCAACUGUAUGGUGAUGUUGUCUCCUUCGACUCCACAUACAAUACCAAUAGGUAUUGCAUGAUAUUUUCACCCUUCAUGGGCAAGGAUAACCAUGGAAAGCCAGUCACAUUUGGAGCUGCACUCUUAUCCAAUGAGACCACAUAA
Salvia hispanica is the source of this 903-nucleotide messenger RNA. RefSeq names its product protein FAR1-RELATED SEQUENCE 5-like. The record is from RefSeq and is a predicted model, not a curated record. Lineage: Eukaryota; Viridiplantae; Streptophyta; Magnoliopsida; Lamiales; Lamiaceae.